Leptopilina boulardi is the source of this 1674-nucleotide messenger RNA. Its product is annotated as venom serine carboxypeptidase. Lineage: Eukaryota; Metazoa; Arthropoda; Insecta; Hymenoptera; Figitidae. The transcript is spliced from 2 exons. The record is from RefSeq and is a predicted model, not a curated record. Gene Ontology annotation, molecular function: serine-type carboxypeptidase activity. The coding region runs from base 4 to 1500 and encodes 498 amino acids. Gene Ontology annotation, biological process: proteolysis.
CUCAUGACUCAUCAGUUCAUCAUCAGACAUCAGUUGAACUUGAACUGUGCGCAUGUAAGCAUCAGCAUCCAAGUUAUGAAAACCAAAAUACUGAAAAUGUAUUACGGUAUUCUAUUUUUGUUGUCAAUUUGUUUAGUGAACAGUUAUGCAAGUUUUAUAAAUAAUUACCCAAAACUUAAAAGUUAUAAUACACCCGCUAAUGAAGAUGUAGGAGAACCGCUAUUUCUAACACCUUUAAUUGAAAGUGGAAAAAUUAACGAAGCAAGGGAAAAAGCGGCAGUUGAACAUGUGGAAAUGGAAGGAAUAAAUAGUUAUGCUGGAUAUUUAACUGUUAAUAAGGAUUUUGGAUCUAAUAUGUUCUUUUGGUUCUUCCCGGCUCAGGUUGAUCCGGGCAAUGCACCUGUUGUUCUAUGGCUGCAGGGUGGUCCAGGGGCAACUUCAAUGUUUGGACUGUUUUUGGAAAAUGGACCUUUCUACGUGACAAAAAACAAGACUCUUCACAUGAGAAAAUAUUCAUGGAAUAAAAAUCAUAAUUUAAUAUAUUUCGAUAAUCCAGUUGGAACUGGUUAUAGUUUUACCAAUGAUAUUAAAGGUUAUGCCAAAAAUGAGACUGAUGUGGGACGAGAUGUUCAUACAGCUUUGGUGCAAUUUUUCCAGUUAUUCCACGAAUUUCAAAAGAAUGAUUUUUUUGUUACCGGCGAAUCUUACGGUGGAAAAUAUGUUCCUGCAGUUUCACAUGCAAUAAAAGACUAUAAUAUAAAAGCUAAUUUGAAGAUUAAUUUAAAAGGAUUAGCAAUAGGAAAUGGAUUAACUGAUCCAGAAAAUCAACUUAUUUAUGGCGAUUAUUUAUAUCAGUUGGGAUUGAUAGAUCUUAAUGGAAAAAAUGCGUUUAACAUGUAUGAGAAGAAAGCUCGUGAUUUCAUUCAACAAAAGAAAUUUGUCGAAGCUGCCGAUAUUUUUGAUUUACUUCUUAAUGGAGACUUUCAUGCAACACCCUCACUUUUUACAAAUUUAACAGGUUUCAAUUUUUACUACAAUUAUCUGCAUACUCAUGAUUCUAAUAACUCUGAUUGGAUGUCUGAAUGGAUCCAGCGGGGUGAUGUUAGGCGUGCCAUUCAUGUGGGAAACUGCUCUUUUCAUACUGGAGAUAAGAAGGUUGAAGAGAACCUGAAAGCUGAUAUUAUGCAAUCUCUUGCUGUAUUGAUUGUAGAUCUGUUGAAACAUUACAAAGUUCUUCUCUACAAUGGUCAGCUCGACAUAAUAGUGGCAUAUCCACUGACUGAAAAUUAUUUGCAAAAAUUACAAUGGUCUGGCGCUGCCAAAUACAAUUCAACUGAGAGAAAAAUAUGGAGAGUUCAGAAUGAAAUUGCGGGAUAUGUAAAAGUCGUUGAUAAUUUAACAGAAGUUCUUGUUCGAAAUGCAGGGCACAUGGUUCCAAUGGAUCAACCUAAAUGGGCUUUCGACUUAAUAACCAGAUUUACUCAUGGAAAACCACUUUAAUUACUUGUUCAGACAAGUGAAUUGAAUCCUCAAUUUAAUUGAAAAUAUAAAUAUAUGUACAUUGACAAUAAUAUACAAUUAAUGUUAUGUUUUAUACACGUAGGUAUGUAAAACUUUUACAAUAAAAUAAUAUCAGGUAACACAAAAGGUCAAAUACAAUUACAAUCACAAUCA